ACCCCUGACCUCAUCCUCACUAUAGAAAAAAGGCAGCAGGCGCAACCCGCCAUCGUCUUCUUCAAUCACGCCACACCACACCAUUCACCACCAGCAAUGGACCGUAUCCCUUACGCUACACCUGAUCUCGGUGGCGAUGAAGACGGACGCAUGUUCGGCCCGCGUUAUACCGGCGCCUACAACCCUUACGGUACGGCGUACGAAAUCCCUGGCCAAGCGGCGGGGUCCCCUUCUGCUGACUCCCACGGCCGCGGGUACAAGGUGAGGGCUACAGCGGAGGGCAUGCACCUGGCGGUGUACAUGCCGGGAGUGAAGAAGGAGAACGCAAGGGUGUGGGCCGAGAACGACGAGCUGCAUAUCGUGGGCAAGAAGAAAGAUUUCGAGGACGAAGAAGAGAUCUCCCUGGGCUACCGCAUCGGAAAUGUGCCGGCGACCGUGUGCAAGCUGAGGGAGAUCACUGCGGAGAUGAAGGAUGGGCUUCUCAAGAUCUUCAUUCCCAGGAUCCACCAGGUCGAGGAGGAAGCCAAUGAUGGCUGGCGCGUGCCUGUUGAGUGAUAUGAAGGACGGUAUUUCUUUUUUUUUUUUCUGAUGUGAAAGUUAUUUUAAAGAAUUUGGCAGUGAAGAAUUUGGCACGAUGAGUAGGAUAUUCUGUUCUGUUGGUUACCUUGAUUUGUUUCUGAUUAUUGUUGUUUAAUAUUUGUUUUUAGUUUAUUAAUUCUCUCCUAAUUUUAU
This is a messenger RNA of Striga asiatica, 732 nucleotides long. Lineage: Eukaryota; Viridiplantae; Streptophyta; Magnoliopsida; Lamiales; Orobanchaceae. The record is from the annotation of a GenBank genome assembly.